Symbiodinium sp. CCMP2456 is the source of this 3792-nucleotide messenger RNA. The record is from the annotation of a GenBank genome assembly. NCBI's taxonomy places the organism in Eukaryota, Dinophyceae, Suessiales, Symbiodiniaceae.
AUGUUCGCGCCUCGCAGCUUGCGGCGCAGCACCAGUGCCCCAGGAAGAGCCGGUUCUCCAAGCCCGGCCUCUCCUUCACACGCUUCGCCGCGCAGGUCUCGUGCGAAGCCUUUCCUUGCCUUGAACGAGCCUUCCUUGGCUGAGAAUGCCGAGAAGAAGGUCUUGAACAUCUUGGCUUUCACAGGUGCCGACAGGCAGACAGACGUGCGAACGUCAACGCCGGCAGGAGAUAGCAAGAUGGAUGGCUCCACAGCAGCGGGAGAUGAUUCUGUAGCAGCAAGCGAGAAGUCUUCAGAUGUUGGCGGGGAGCGCCCGGACGAGACGGCUGUGCAGGUUCCGCUUCGGAAGACGCUGUCCUGCUCUGCUAAAGGUAUCUUGGGCCACUUGGGUAGCAAGCUGAUGGAAAGCGCCUCGGGGCCUGUGUUGCCACCAGGAUCACCCCUCUCUCCUUGCAGUCAAUACCCACCGAUGGCAACUUCUGCCUCGCAGAUGCUGCCCCGUGAAAGUACAGGGCCUCUGCUGUGGCGGAGGACUGCGUUUGCAGCUCCGGUGGCGACUCCUCAGCAGUGUCCCGGUGGUGGCUUGGUGGUUCCGGUGGUGCGUCGCUGCCGCGAGAGCUCACCACCCUGCCAAGUGAUGGCAGCAUGCCCGCCGAGCUCCCAGCAGAUCCAGCAGCCUGUGCAUGUUGCUGCUGCCUGGAGCCAGCACUCGGUGGUGCGGCUAGUGAACCCGGCGCAGCAUCAAGUUCUACAUGCCGCCCCACAGCUCCGUACCAGACCAAGUGUGCUGGUGCAGUAUGCAAUCCAGCCUCAGGCUGUUGCUGUUGCACCUGCUCGCUUUGCCCAAACUACAGUUCCUUCUGCUGAAACUGUCGAGUGUGCCGAGCCUGCCGACUCGGCGACUGCAGCGAGCGCCGUUCCACACCCUUUGAAGGAUCCGGCGCAGAUCCAGGCUGAGGAACAAAUCGCCAAAGAAGCUGCGGCAGCGGAGAGGAGAGAGAACGCACGCUGCGACAUUUGCGAGGACUGCCUCAGCCGGGCUUUGCCUCAGUCACCGGCGUCUUCGGGAUCAGUUGCUGGCGAAGCCUGGAUGAAAGUGCUGGACGGGUCAGGGUCGCCCAUAGGCAAUUCUGGCAGCUGGCCAGUCUCUUCUUCGGCCGUCAAGCAGCAGUUGUUAGCGAACCUGGCUCGACCUCGUCGGCCCUUGGAGUGGGGUGCCGGUCAAGUCAGGAGGAGGCGCUUGCCGCCGAAAGCCGAAGUGUCGGCUGAAGACGAGACAGCGCGAAAGCAACUCCCUGGAAAGCAGCGGAUCUUCCUGAAGACCUACGGCUGCGCCCACAACAACUCCGACAGCGAGUUCAUGAUGGGCCUUCUGCAAGACUACGGCUACACCUUAGCAGAGACCGUGCAAGAUGCCGAUGCGCUGGUGGUCAAUUCUUGCACUGUCAAGGGCCCGAGCCAGGACAAUGCUGUGAAUUUGGUGAAAAGUGCUCAAGAUGCUGGCAAAGCGGUUGUAUUAGCUGGCUGUGUGCCCACGGCAGAUGCCAGCCUUGCGAAGUCUCUCGUGGGAGUCAGUAUGAUCGGAGUGACGCAGCUGGAUCGGGUGGUCGAAGUGGUGGAACAUGCAUUGCAGGGCAACACCGUCAGCCUUCUCAACCACCGGAGCUCCAUGCCUUCGCUGGACCUGCCGAAGGUGCGGCGCAAUAGCUUCGUUGAGAUUAUUCCCAUCAGCGGAGGCUGCUUGGGAAACUGCUCCUACUGCAAGACGAAGCACGCGCGAGGAUCGCUCUCUUCAUACUCGGAGGAGGCCAUCGUCUCAAGGGCGCUCCAAGCUGUAAGCGAAGGAGUCAGCGAGGUUUGGCUCACUUCCGAGGACACAGGUGCCUAUGGUCUUGACAUUGGCAGUAACAUUGCCUCUUUGCUGAACCGUGUGGCGGAUUCAUUGCCGGAGCAUGUCAUGCUCAAGCUGGGCAUGACAAACCCGCCCUACAUGCUGGCCCACAUCGAUGCAGUAGCGAAGGUCUUCCAGAGACCUAACGUCUUCGAGCACCUGCAUGUACCGGUGCAAUCCGGCUCCGACCCUGUGCUCCGAGCGAUGGUUCGUGAGUACACCUCCGGUGAUUUCCGCCGCUUGGUGGAUGGCUUGCGGGCACAGGUUCCGGGCUUGUUUGUGGCUACCGAUGUGAUUUGUGGCUUUCCGGCAGAGGGCGAAGAAGACCAUCAAGCCACUCUGGCCUUAGUGAGGGACUAUCGAUUCCCAAUGUUGAACAUUUCCCAGUUCUAUCCUCGUCCGAACACGGCGGCAGCGCGCCUGAAGAAACUCCCUGGGCAUAUUGUCAAGGCGAGGAGUACAGAGAUGACGCAGUUGUUUGAGUCGUAUUCCACCUGGGAUCACCUCGUUGGCCGCAGAGAGCGUGUUUGGUUUUCGGACACAGACACGAAGCGCCAGCAAACAGUCGGCCACACGAAAGGCUACGCCAAAGUUGUGGUGAAGCGAAAUGAUGCGCUGCUGGGGAGAAGUGCCUUUGUUCAGGUGAAUCGAGCCACCAAGUGGCACGUGGAGGCUGUGGUUGAGGCAACUCAGCUUGACAUCAGCACAACCGACCUCGCCACGCUGAGACAGGCAAGGACAAAGUUACUCAAUGCUCUGGCAUCGGCGCAGGAGGUCGACCUGCCUCGGGUGGAGCGCACUGUGGCAGAGCAGCAAAGAAGACGCCUUCACAACGCCCUGCAGGAUAUGAAGGGCCAGCUUCGUGUGUCCUGCCGCAUACGCCCGCUCAGUGAAGAAGAGAAGGCCCAGAAAGGCGAGUUGGGAGAGCCUGCGCUGCGGCCGCUGGAUAGCUCGCGGGUGGAACUUCUCUCGCGAGAGGGGCCGGCACAAGUGUUCGAGUUUGACAGCGUGUUCCGGCCAGAUGUCCCGCAGCAGGUCGUUGAGGAGAUCUUCGAAGAUUGCCGCGAUCUCGUGCAGUCCGCAGUUGACGGGCAUAACGUGACCGUCAUGACCUACGGUCAGACUGGGGCCGGAAAGACCUACACCCUGUUUGGGAACAAAGACCAGGAGGGGCUGGUGCAGUACAUGAUCCGAGAAGUCUUCGCGCGCCUCGCUGACCAGGAGGACGACGAGGAGUGCACCGUCAGCGUUGCCGGUUCCGCUUUGGAGCUGUACAACAACCACUUCAUCGACUUGCUCCGCCCGGUCGACCGAACAGGACGGCAAUCUCCCGGUGUCAAGGUGUGUGUUGAUGCACAAGGCUUCGUCGAAGUGGACGGGCUUGUGCAGGACAUGGCACAGACUGGCGAUGAUUUACUGGAAAUCCUGCAGAAGGGUCUGGCACAGCGUGUUGUGGCAGAGCAUGCGCUGAACGCAGAUAGCUCUCGCUCACACAUGAUCUUCACAGUCAGGCUGCAAACCGAAGGUGGCUCAAAGAAGGCUUCAACGAGAAAGCUUACGUUUUGCGACCUCGGCGGCUGUGAAAGGAUCAAGCGAACUCAAGUUGCUGGGGAAUUGCAGAAGGAGGCCAUUGAGAUCAACAAGUCGCUCAGUGCACUAAGCGGCGUCAUUGAGGCUGUUGCUGGCCGGCGGCGGCAUGUUCCAUACAGGGAUCACAAGCUCACGCGGCUGCUACAGGAUGCAGUGGGUGGCAGUGCAAAGGUCCUGAUGUAUGUGUGCUGCUCGCCGGCCAGAUCAAACAUCGAUGAGACAGCUGCAGCACUGAAGCUGGCCUCAAGAGCAGCCAAGGUGGUGAAUCAGCCGAAGCAUGCAGAAAUUGCAGAAGCAAGUUCCAGCUUGUGA